AUAUUAAAAAUAAUCCAAAAAAAUCAAUUAUAAUCUUUUAUCUAUAAAUAUUAGUAGUAGAUGGCAAAGGAUUCUGAGUCUAAUUGAUUGUAGUUCGCCAUUGAAGAGGCUGCGGGAGGAGGAGGAGGAGAAAGAGAAGGGUGCUCUUUCUGUCGAUAUGGAAGUUAAUAAUGGCGGCGGAGCAGCAGCGGACCUCCCGGAGUCUAUCUCCUCUGUUAUACCUGGCUGGUUCUCUGAGAUUAGCCCUCUGUGGCCUGGAGAAGCUCAUUCGCUAAAAGUAGAGAAGUUAUUAUUCCAGGGAAAGUCUGAUUACCAGAAUGUCAUGGUGUUUCAGUCAUCAACUUACGGAAAGGUUCUUGUCUUGGAUGGUGUAAUUCAACUUACCGAGAGAGAUGAAUGUGCUUAUCAAGAGAUGAUUACUCAUCUCCCACUUUGCUCAAUUCUGAAUCCAAAGAAGGUAUUUACGAUCUAAUGAUCUUUAAUGUGA
Molecule: messenger RNA, 487 nt
Organism: Olea europaea var. sylvestris
Lineage: Eukaryota; Viridiplantae; Streptophyta; Magnoliopsida; Lamiales; Oleaceae
Product: spermidine synthase-like
Exons: 3
Coding region: 158-472 (104 amino acids)
Biological process (GO): spermidine biosynthetic process
Cellular component (GO): cytosol
Molecular function (GO): spermidine synthase activity
Source: RefSeq, a predicted model, not a curated record